Molecule: messenger RNA, 1435 nt
Organism: Cladophialophora immunda
Lineage: Eukaryota; Fungi; Ascomycota; Eurotiomycetes; Chaetothyriales; Herpotrichiellaceae
Exons: 2
Coding region: 91-492 (133 amino acids)
Biological process (GO): protein folding in endoplasmic reticulum; autophagosome assembly
Cellular component (GO): membrane; EMC complex; endoplasmic reticulum
Source: RefSeq, a predicted model, not a curated record
CCUGCUUCUACUACUCCGUACAUCUAGUCAACGGGCUCAAUUACGCCAGCUCUCGUCUUGCAGCGUGCACACCGUCUACCGACGUCCACUAUGGCCCCCUCACCACAAGAGCUGUCUAUGUUCCUCGACCCCUUGGUUCCUGACUCUCUCACGCACAAUACUCGUACCCUGUCCAACAUCCGCUCCAUCUCGGGCCUCCUCCUCGGCAUCGCGGCCGGCAUCCUGGGCCUCGAGUCCCUCUACGGAUUCGGCUUCUAUCUCCUGUGCAACACGCUCAUCUCGGCUCUGUUCUACUUCCUCCUCGCGAAGGGCAAGCCCCAACGGUAUUUCGCGGGGACCGCCGGGUCGAGGGGUCUGAGCGACGAUGGCAAAAGGGGCAGGAACGAGGGCACGGGCGCCUGGAGAGAGAUCUGGCUCGGAGGCGGCCUGUUCACGGAGGCGUUGAGCGGCUUUGUGCUUGGGUGGGCCGGCGUAGGGGGUGUAAUAAGAUAACCGGCGCGACCGAGGAAUUUUCCUUGCGGAGGAUGAACGAUACGAAAGAUAUGGUGCAAGAUUGAAGCCGUGGCUAAGGGUCAGAGCUUUGGGGCGACGUAUGGAGGAACUUCCACCCCAACUCCGACACACUCCAGUGUACCCGCGGAAGUCUGGGAGUCUGCCCUUCUGUGCCUUUUUGUGUGUUUCCUCCGUCUCGUCAAACAGACGCUGGUUCCUGACGUCUCAUAUCCACGGAGCAGCCAAUUUAUUGCAGUUCCGUCACGAAACGUCACCCUCAGAGCAACGUCAAGCUGUGGAAUUUCUCAAGGAAAGCUAGUCAGGAGCCCCCUCGCCGCUCGACAUGAUGCGCUGGAAGCACGACGUGAGAACUCGAGGACCACUGCCAGUUCAAAAUGGACCAUCGUUCUCAAUCUCGACGAUCAAACCGAGUCUCGUCAAACAGCCUGCCCUCCUGGACACUCUCCUCGGGCAAAGACAGGCACACAUCUUGCACUCAUCUGCGUCUCAAUACAAAGCCACCGCCGCGCCGCGCCUCACUUUCACUUCCACUUUCAACCCCGAUCCAUCUACCUGUGUGGAUGGUGCCGUCCCAGGCAAUUGGGGAAGUAACGACACACCUUCGCACGUCAUCCGAGCAACCUGAGAGCGUGCCGCGGCGGGCUGAUGCGGCAUUGGUAGCAGACCUACCUAUGAGCGCAGCCAUCACGUCUGGAGGAGCACCGACCGCGUCGAGAGUCACGAGUCAUACCAAAGGGCGCAGAGGAGGGUCAUUAACGUAGAGGCAUUCUUUAGUUGAGGCAACAGUAGACAGAAGCCUGACCUUCGUUUGUGUCUUAUACCUUGGGACAAUGCAUCUCGCCUCCUACCGGAUAGACAGACGAGAAAGCACAAAAUCCAAGAUCGACGGAUGAAUGAAUAAAUAAAUGACGAAGACCCCAGC